Molecule: messenger RNA, 804 nt
Organism: Eriocheir sinensis (Chinese mitten crab)
Lineage: Eukaryota; Metazoa; Arthropoda; Malacostraca; Decapoda; Varunidae
Product: putative nuclease HARBI1
Exons: 2
Coding region: 1-804 (267 amino acids)
Source: RefSeq, a predicted model, not a curated record
AUGUCCCCAUUGGAUAAUGUUUUGGGAUGGAUCCUCUCGCCGCGGACCUACUUGGCGUUCUGCCGGGAUGCGGACGGAAGACCUCUCCUCAGGCGUUAUUUACCUCGUAAGGACGUCUUUGAAGCCCUUGACGAUGCUGAACUCCUCAGGAGAUAUCGUCUGGAUCGUGCUGGGAUCUUGUUUGUGACGGACUUAGUGAGGAGGACCUUGGAAAGUCCUACAAUGAGGAACAAUCCCUACAGUGCUGAGUUGAAGGUGUUGAUAACAUUGAGAUAUUUGGCUACAGUCAAGAUGCAGCAAUGUAGCAGUGAUGACUUUGGACCCUCGCAGCCUACCAUAAGUCGUGUGAUUACUCAGACGCUGGAUGCCUUGUGCUCAAAAGAAAUAAUCACACGCUUCAUAAGGUUUCCAACUGCAGGUCCUGAAAUUCAACAGAGGAAAGCUGCUUUCAUGGCAAUAGCAGGCAUGCCAGGCAUUGUUGGGGCCAUAGAUGGCACUCACAUUAGAAUUGUGGCCCCAAGAGACUAUGAAGAAGAAUAUGUCAAUAGAAAAAACUACCACAGCAUCAACACCCAGCUGGUUUUCGAUGCUGGGUAUAAAAUUCUGGACGUUGUGGCAGACUGGCCAGGGUCUGUUCAUGAUGCCCGCAUCUUGCAGCACAGUGGGCUUCAGCAGUUGUUUCAGAGUGAUGAAAUGCCUGCUGGAUCCCACCUUAUAGGAGGCAGUGGCUACCCCUCCAAGCCAUGGCUGCUGACCCCAUACCGCCAACCACUGACUGAUGACCAAAGAGCCUAUAACAGGUAG